UCAACAUUUUAAGAUUCUUAAAGUUCCUUUAAGUGCUUCAAUUAGUGUUGCAGAGUUCUUGCUGCUUUUUAGACAAAAUAAAUGUGCCUUUUAGAGCAGAAUUUGCUCAGGCAAAUGCUUAAGCCUCCAUGGAUUCAUUCAUGGUGUGCUGUAACGCUUGUGUAAUCUACUUUCUUUGGCACACAUUUCGGGUGCAUACUUCUUAUUUUUUAAAACAAAUAUUUGGUCGCUUAUCCGAUUCGCCCUCUACUUUUAGGAUAUUUCUGUGCCUUGCUAGUUUCCUGUAGCCCCAAACCCACUGGAAUGAUGGUGUCCCUUGACAAACCUGGAAAAGUACUGCUUUCUGUUAUUUGUCAAUGGAACCUAUUUUUCCAUUUUUCUGUUGAAUUUUGUUUGGUGACUUUGGAAAGCCUGGUAACUGGUGUCUUAGCUGGCCUCUGACUUUAUUUACAGACACAGACUCUCAAGAAUUCACCCUUGGAAUUGCCUGUGUGUGGCUCUCUGUGUCCUUUUGUCUCCGUUCUGUGAGCGCUUUGUUUGCUCUUUCGUGCGUGUGUGUUUCGUGGCGCUGACGAUGUUUUGGAGUGAUGCUCUGUUGGCAACCAGGUCACAGGAUAAUAUUGGGGCAGGUUCUCAGGUUUACCUGGAGGAGUGGCUGGCAAGUGGAUUUUAGAGGCUUUCAGGAAGCAGAAAAAGAAACUUCUCUGCCCUUUUGACACCUUGAUGCACUACCUUAAAGGAGAAACAUAGAAAUAAGUACAGCUAACUUUGACUGCCCUUUCUAGCAAACCUCAUUGCAGUGAAGGAUUAGUUUUUCAUCUCCAAAUACAACUCAGCAUAUCCCCUUUAACUCCUCCCUAUGACGGAAUUUGGCCGAGUCUCUGUUUGGCAGCAGCGGGUGAGUUUCUCUUCAAUCAUCCCUCACGGUGUAGUUCUGUAUUUUCCACACAUCCUUCCAGAAGUGUACUCAUCCCAAUCAUUUCCACAUGCGAGCUUUUCCUUGGUUUCCACCCUUCAAAGGGCUGGUCAUUUUGUUCCUGGUGGCUCCUUGUGUUGUGCUCUGCUUUUAUCUUCAUAGUUUUCACAUUCCCACUGCUCAGGCUGUAGGCAGCAGUCAUCUCAGUGCAGUUAGAUUUGACUGUUCCAUGUGCCAUCCCAACCCAGAGCAAUGUUUUUUAAUCCUAACUGGAAUAAUGUCCAUCCAGGUUCUUUCUUGACUGUGAUGCUGUUGGUGGGAGAUGGAUUACACUUGGGUGUUGAUUAAACAGCCUUCUAGAAAAGGAGCAAAUUUAUCCAAGCAGCAGCUCACAAACAAAAAAUAAAUACAUUUCAGAGUGUAUCUUGAAUGCUUCUAUUACCCUGGAGGCUUUGUAGGGCUACUUGUGCUGUAAUCUGCCUUUGAGAGUUGAUCUGUGUGCUCCCACAUCGAGGUGUGUGCUUGCCAGGCAAGUUAAAUGGAGGACACUCACUGGUGAGCUCAUCGUCUCUCCCCUCCACUGUACAGUGCUGGUAUCUGUUUGAAUUCUGAAUCACCUUACUGUCAUUACUCAGACUUGUAGGUUUUUAAAAAAAACUACUUCUUCACAGGAUUAGGUAUCUCUGAACAGUUCAGUGUGGGGUUAGGUAAGCACCAGUGCUGUAUGGGAGUACCCAGCUGAAUGCUGAAGCCAGGAGGUUAAAAGCUCUUGCAGUUAGAAAGGGUUAAAAGGUUAGAUUUUCAACUUCUCAACUAAUGAAAUGGUGUGAAUUCUAUCUUCUGAAUUUCCCAAAGAGGAGUGUGUGCUGCACUGUAAAAAUCCACCUAGCCCUGUAUUAAAUAAACUAUCAAACUGAUUCAUAGUUACUGUGUGUGAGCUGAGUAAGGAUUAGUCAGUAGCAUUGAUUCUGGCAAUUUCCACUUGGCUUGCUUGAGAAAUACAUGUGCCCUUUCUAACUUGCAGCUGAGUCCUGUUCUGUAUGUCACACUUCCAAGAGGAAGUGACUGAGGGUGGAAGGACUUUAUUGACUGGCAGUUCCCAGGGCAACAUUAGAGAGGUGCACAAAAGAAUCUGUGCCUUGGUAAACAAGGAUAUCAAGCUGGACUCAAAGGUUUUUGAAAGUAAUUGACCGACAGAACAUGAGGCAAGGAAGAGUUCUGAGAUUAUCAGCUGCUUUGGGCUGAGCAUCAUCAUCUUUGCCCAAGUGGAUUUAGGCUUCCAAGACAGGCCUUCAGACAGUCCAAUGGCAGACCAAAGGAUGGACAUAUCUUCUACAAUUAGUGACUUUAUGUCACCAGACCCUGCUGACUUGAUCUCCAGUUCCCUUAGCACUUCAGGAAUGGACUGUAAUAGGAAGAGAAAGGGAAGCUCAACUGAUUAUCAACUCGAUGGCUUUCCUUUUGAGGAAGGUAUGGAUACAGAUAAAGAUGACCAACAUGGAAGAUUGGAGUAUGCAGACCAACAAGGCAGGAUAAAAAAUGCAAGGGAGGCUCACAGCCAGAUUGAGAAGAGGCGCAGGGACAAGAUGAACAGCUUCAUAGACGAGCUGGCCUCGCUGGUGCCCACGUGCAACGCCAUGUCCCGCAAGCUGGACAAGCUCACCGUGCUCAGGAUGGCUGUCCAGCACAUGAAAACACUUCGUGGUGCUACAAACCCAUAUACAGAAGCAAACUACAAGCCUGCUUUUCUAUCAGAUGAUGAAUUAAAACAUCUUAUUCUCAGGGCAGCAGAUGGAUUCCUUUUUGUUGUGGGCUGUGACAGAGGAAAGAUACUGUUUGUUUCAGAAUCUGUCUUCAAGAUCCUCAACUACAGUCAGAAUGAUUUGAUUGGUCAAAGUUUAUUUGAUUAUCUCCAUCCUAAAGACAUUGCCAAAGUGAAGGAGCAGCUCUCUUCUUCUGACACUGCGCCACGAGAAAGACUUAUAGAUGCAAAAACCGGACUCCCGGUCAAGACGGACAUCACGCCCGGGCCCUCGCGGCUCUGCUCCGGGGCACGGCGCUCCUUCUUCUGCAGGAUGAAGUGCAACAGGCCCUCUGUCAAGGUAGAGGACAAGGAUUUCCCUUCAACCUGCUCAAAGAAGAAAGCAGACCGCAAAAGCUUUUGCACUAUUCAUAGCACAGGCUACUUAAAGAGCUGGCCUCCAACAAAGAUGGGCCUGGAUGAAGACAACGAGCCCGACAACGAGGGCUGCAACCUGAGCUGCCUCGUGGCCAUCGGGAGGCUCCAUCCCCACGUGGUGCCGCAGCCGGCCAACGGCGAGAUCCGGGUGAAGCCCACCGAGUACGUGUCCCGGCACGCCAUCGACGGCAAGUUCGUCUUUGUAGACCAGAGGGCAACAGCCAUCCUGGCAUACUUACCCCAGGAACUUCUAGGUACUUCGUGUUAUGAAUAUUUUCAUCAAGAUGAUAUAGCACAUCUCGCAGAAUGUCACAGACAAGUUUUGCAGACAAGAGAAAAAAUUACAACUAACUGCUACAAGUUUAAAAUAAAAGAUGGCUCUUUUAUUACGUUGCGGAGUCGCUGGUUCAGUUUCAUGAACCCUUGGACCAAAGAAGUAGAAUACAUUGUCUCCACAAACACAGUCGUUUCCACCACGGUCCUGGACAGCGGGGACGCGGCCUUUCCCCAGCUGGCAGCGUCCCCACACAGCAUGGACAGCGUGCUCCAGGCUGGAGAAGGUGGCCCCAAAAGGACCCAUCCCACUGUGCCUGGAAUUCCAGGUGGAACAAGAGCUGGGGCAGGUAAAAUAGGGAGGAUGAUUGCUGAAGAAAUCAUGGAGAUUCACAGGAUAAGGGGAUCAUCACCUUCCAGCUGUGGCUCAAGUCCCCUGAACAUCACCAGCACCCCCCCACCCGACACAUCCUCGCCAGGAGGGAAGAAGAUCUUGAAUGGUGGCACUCCAGACAUUUCUUCAGCUGGGCUGCUGUCUGGGCAAAUCCAGGAUAAUUCUGGGUACCCGUAUUCCGACAACUCCUCUAUCCUGGGGGAGAACUCCCACAUCGGCAUGGACAUGAUCGACACGGAGCAGGGCUCCAGCAGCCCCAGCAACGACGAGGCGGCCAUGGCGGUCAUCAUGAGCCUGCUGGAGGCUGACGCGGGGCUCGGCGGCCCCGUGGACUUCAGCGACCUGCCCUGGCCCCUGUGAGCCAGCCACGGCCAGCAGCCCACAGCCAAGUGCUUUACUGGGCAGCUCUGCCCUCUGGGAAACUCAUGGGACUGAGAGGCUUUUAUGUGGGAACUUCAUAAAAGCUGUGUCAGAAUGCAACUCAUCCUACCAUGUGUAACUUCAGACAAAGUGGAAUAACCUGCUACAGUGUUCUGUGUUGAUUUGGUUAGCUGUGUAUAGCUUGCAAUACUUGUAUAUUUUGGAUUCUGUUGUUUGAAAUUUUUUUUUAAAUCACUGUGCAACUCACUGGCAUCAGUGGUAGCUUUUAUAUGCAAAUGACCAUUUCAGAUGUAUGGUGUGUUUUUACACUGCAAAACAGUCCCCAUGUGGAUAUUUCUUAUACUAAUUGUACCAUAAAGCUGUUUAUUCUUUCUUGUAAGAAUCCUUUACUAUAAAUAUUGUUAAAGUGUAAUGUAUUAGACAGUUAAAUAUUUUUAAAAUAAAUGUUUCCCUUGUUCUAAGAUGGAGCAUUUACUUUGAUAAAUAAAUUUGAUAAAACCCUGCUGAAGGUGCAUGCUAGAA
Passer domesticus (house sparrow) is the source of this 4665-nucleotide messenger RNA. It is a transcript of the gene BMAL1, whose product is annotated as basic helix-loop-helix ARNT like 1. Gene Ontology annotation, cellular component: transcription regulator complex; cytoplasm; aryl hydrocarbon receptor complex. The coding region runs from base 2221 to 4122 and encodes 633 amino acids. The transcript is spliced from 19 exons. Gene Ontology annotation, biological process: circadian rhythm; regulation of transcription by RNA polymerase II. Lineage: Eukaryota; Metazoa; Chordata; Aves; Passeriformes; Passeridae. The record is from RefSeq and is a predicted model, not a curated record. Gene Ontology annotation, molecular function: protein dimerization activity; RNA polymerase II cis-regulatory region sequence-specific DNA binding; DNA-binding transcription factor activity, RNA polymerase II-specific.